UUAUUUGUUAAACCACAGAGCAGGACCGGGUUUGAAGAAAGGUAAAGUGAGAGUGUUCCACGACCUGUGCCCUGAAUAUGGAGCUGUGGCUGUGGUAGGCCUUGGGAAAGCCCGGAUUGGGUUACAAUGAGCAGGAGGAGAUUCAUGAAGAUAGAGAAAGUGUGCGAAUAGCAGCUGCUGCUGGGUGCAGGAGUCUGCAGGAUGUGGAAAAGACCGAGAUCUGGGUAGAGGGUCUAGGAAAUCCUGAGGCUGCAGCAGAAGGAGCAACCCUUGGGCUCUGGCUGUACCAGGAGAACAAGAAACAAGCCAAUCAGAAGAAGAUGCCACUUGUGCACUGUCUAGAGCUAGGUGAAAAUCAAGAUCCUUGGUGCUGUGGUAUUGUAAAGGCUGAAUCCCAGAAUCUUGCCAGACGACUGAGUGAUACCCCUGCCAACCUUAUGACACCUACCAUUUUUGCAAAGAAUGCUGCUGAAGCACUGACCAGCCAUGGAGUAGAAGUUAUAGCUCAUGACGCCAAUUGGGCUCAGGACCAUAAAAUGGGCUCAUUCCUGAGUGUCACCAGAGGCUCUGUGGAACCCCCAGUCUUCCUGGAGAUGUCCUAUAAGGGUGGAAAGUCUGGGGAUAAACCUAUUCUUCUAGUCGGUAAGGGGAUCACGUUUGACUCGGGUGGCAUCAGUAUCAAGCCUGCUGGCAGUAUGAGUGACAUGAGGGCAGACAUGGGGGGAGCUGCCUGUGUAGUAGCAACAUUACAAGCUGCUGCCAAACUUAAACUUCCAAUCAACAUUGUCGGGUUGACGCCUCUCUGUGAGAAUAUGCCGAGUGGAUCAGCCACCAAACCUGGUGAUGUUGUGGUGGCCAUGAAUGGUAAGACUAUACAAGUGGACAAUACAGAUGCAGAGGGCAGGCUGGUGCUUGCAGAUGCUCUGUGUUAUGCAGCACAGUUCACACCCAAGUUCACCCUUGACAUCGCCACCCUCACAGGGGCCAUGAGGAUAGCGCUGGGUGAGGCUGCAACAGGGGUGUUCAGCAACUCAACGGCUCUUUGGCACCAGCUGCAUCAGGCAGGGGCCCUCACGGGUGACAGAGUUUGGCGGUUUCCUCUCUGGGACCACUACACUAAGCAGAUGACAGAUUUCCCUGCUGCUGAUGUGAACAACCUCGGAAAAGGGAAAGGAGGAGGCUCUUGCACUGCAGCGGCUUUUCUGAAGGAGUUUGCUCCACCCGGAGACUGGAUACAUCUAGACAUCGCGGGUGUGAUGGGACCAGCCGAUAACCUGCCUUACCUCCAAAAAGGAAUGACUGGGCGUCCUACUCGCACUCUCAUACAGUUACUUAUUCAGUCUGUAGAAUGCUGACUGCAGUUACCUUAGAUGUGGAGUUGUUAACCAUGCAUUUCCUGUAUUACAAAAUUUGACGCUUACUUGUUAUGG
Messenger RNA from Homalodisca vitripennis (glassy-winged sharpshooter), 1430 nucleotides. RefSeq names its product cytosol aminopeptidase-like. Gene Ontology annotation, cellular component: cytoplasm. The record is from RefSeq and is a predicted model, not a curated record. NCBI's taxonomy places the organism in Eukaryota, Metazoa, Arthropoda, Insecta, Hemiptera, Cicadellidae. Bases 321 to 1355 code for a protein of 344 amino acids. Gene Ontology annotation, molecular function: manganese ion binding; metalloaminopeptidase activity. Gene Ontology annotation, biological process: proteolysis. The transcript is spliced from 9 exons.